Messenger RNA from Brachypodium distachyon (stiff brome), 2814 nucleotides. RefSeq names its product glycerophosphodiester phosphodiesterase GDPDL3. Gene Ontology annotation, molecular function: glycerophosphodiester phosphodiesterase activity. The coding region runs from base 347 to 2581 and encodes 744 amino acids. The transcript has 9 exons. Gene Ontology annotation, biological process: lipid metabolic process. NCBI's taxonomy places the organism in Eukaryota, Viridiplantae, Streptophyta, Magnoliopsida, Poales, Poaceae. The record is from RefSeq and is a predicted model, not a curated record.
CUCCGGUGUCCGGAGGCAGAUAUCCCUCAUUAUUUGAUCACCACUACUCUACUCCCUCCCACCACCUUCCCCUCCGCUGCCACCUCCCCUCCUGCCCGUUCUUCUCUCCUCUCCCCCCAGCAGAACACAGCUCACCACCACCUCCCCGGUCUCCGUCCCACGCAGUCUCUCUUGGGGCUUAAAUCCAGCACGGCCGGCCGGCCAUCGAACCUCCUGCUCCCGAGGAUUACUUGGUCUCUUCCAGGGAAAGAAAAAGGACGAGUUGUGGUGGUCGCGGUGUGUUCUUGGAGUGCUGUUCCAAGGUUGCUGCUUGCGGUGAGGGUGGUGGUACUGGUCUCUCGCGGCAAUGAGGAGCGGCAACCAUGUCUGCUCCGCUGUUGCGUCCUUCGUCUUGCUGUGGCUGGGCGUGGCCGCCGCGCAGGGCGCCUCGUCUUGGAAGACACUUAGCGGCGAUGCUCCGGCGAUCAUAGCCAAGGGUGGAUUUUCAGGCUUAUUCCCCGAUUCGAGCGAAUUCGCUUAUCAGUUCGCGCUGAUUGCUAGCUCGCCAGACACGAUCCUAUACUGUGAUGUCCGGCUGACAAAGGAUGGCCUUGGAGUUUGUCUACCGGACAUUAAGUUGGACAACUGCACCAAUAUUCCAGAAUUCUAUGCUGACGGUAAAAAGAGCUACCUUGUUAAUGGCGUGUCGACGACGGGAUGGUUCUCAGUGGACUACAAUGGCACCGAGCUCUCCCAGGUUUCUUUGAAGCAGUCCAUCUAUAGUCGCACGCCCAGGUUUGACCCAAGCUUCUUUCCAUUGCUUGCUGUUGAAGACGUGGCAUCCAAGUUCAAGUCUCCUGGAAUUUGGCUCAAUAUCCAGCAUGACAGUUUCUACAGCCAGUUCAAUAUGAGCAUGAGGAACUAUAUCCUUUCUGUAACGAAACGUGUUGUUGUUGAUUAUAUAUCAUCGCCCGAAGCGAGCUUUCUCACCAGCAUCAGUGGAAGGGUUAGCAACAAAACAAAGCUCGUAUUCCGCUUUCUUGACGAGGCCACUCUCGAACCAUCUACCAAACAGACAUAUGGUUCCAUGUUAAAAAAUCUCACAUUUGUCAAGACAUUUGCAUCUGGAAUACUUGUCCCGAAGAAGUAUAUCUGGCCUGUUUCACCAGAUAAUUAUCUGCAACCAUACACUUCAAUCGUCGAUGAUGCUCAUAAAGCAGGGUUGGAAAUUUAUGCUGCUGAUUUUGCAAAUGACUUUACGCUCAGUUACAACCAUAGCUAUGAUCCAUUAACAGAAUCUCUCUCGUUCAUUGAUAAUGGUGCAUUUUCUGUUGAUGGAAUAUUGACUGAUUUCCCUGUUACACCUUCAGAGGCCAUUGGCUGUUUUGCCAAUUUAAACAAAAGCAACACAGAUCAUGGGAAACCUUUAAUUAUUUCCCACAAUGGUGCUAGUGGAGAUUACCCAGGCUGCACCGAUCUAGCUUACCAAAAAGCAGUUGACGAUGGUGCAGAUGUAAUUGAUUGUCCUGUUCAAAUCACCAAAGAUGGCAUACCAGUAUGCAUGGGUUCCAUUAAUUUAAUGGAUGGUACUACUGUUGCAAAAUCACCAUUUGCUUCCCAGAUAGCAGUGAUGAAAGAUAUUCAGAGUGUGCUAGGAGUCUUUACUUUCAACCUCACUUGGGAAGACAUUGUGAAGAAUCUAAAACCCAAAAUAUCAACCCCUCUUAGCACCUUCGCUUUGGACAGAAAUCCAAGAUACAGGAAUGCAGGAAAUUUCAUGAGAUUAUCGGACUUUCUGGACUUCUCAAAAGAUAAGGAUUUAUCAGGAAUCAUGAUUAGCAUAGAGCAUGCUGCUUUUUUAGCAGAGGAACUUGGAUUUGACAUGGUAGAUGCAGUUAUCAAAGCGCUUGACGCUUCCGGUUACAACAAACAAACUGCCCAGAAAAUUAUGAUUCAAUCAACGAACAGCUCAGUUCUGGUGAAGUUCAAGCAGCAAACGAAGUAUGACCUUGUGUACAUGAUCAAUGAAGAUGUCAGGGAUGCCGCGCCCUCCUCACUUGCCGAUAUUAAAAAGUUUGCCAGUGCUGUUUCUGUCGAUACCGGCUCUAUUUUCCCUGAAAACCACCAUUUCUUGACAUCCCCGAGCGGUCUUGUCCAGUCCCUGAAGACCGCUAAUCUCUCGAUCUACGCCUAUACUCUCAUGAACGAGUUUCUUUCUCAGCCAUACGACUUCUUCUCAGAUGCGACCGCACAGAUCAAUGCAUAUGUUCAGGGUGCCAAAGUGGAUGGGCUAAUUACUGAUUAUCCUGCGACAGCACGGAGAUACAAACUGAACGCCUGCAAGAACAUGGGGAAAAAAGCACCAAGCUUCAUGGCCCCUGCUCGCCCUGGUGAUCUGCUGCAGAUCAUCAGUAAACCGGCGCAGCCACCAGCAUUGGCCCCGAUGCCGCUUCUAGUGGAUUCAGACGUGACGGAGCCACCCCUACCUGCAGCCAGAUCAAACAAUGGCACAGCUCCAGCACCUUCAUUUGCAUGGAGGAUGGAGACUCGUGUCCCAAUUCUUGUCACGUUGGCAGUGCUCUGUGCCUCUGUCCUGAUCUGAGAUUGCAGCUCAGCAUGACACAGCUAGAGAUAAGCGAAUAUGCCAAUCUACUAAUCCGAUAUCUUUUUUUCUGCUUCAGUAAUUUUUUGCGGUGAGGGGUUGCCCCCGUGGAACUCUCCCUAGUGUUUAUCAGUACAUAUGUGUUGGAAUAUAUUCUCAAUGUUAUGGACCAAGUGUCUGUAAAUCAGAUGGUAUAGUUCUCUACAAUCUGAAUCUCCGAGGCAUCAUUAUUU